Messenger RNA from [Torrubiella] hemipterigena, 1330 nucleotides. The record is from the annotation of a GenBank genome assembly. Lineage: Eukaryota; Fungi; Ascomycota; Sordariomycetes; Hypocreales; Clavicipitaceae.
CCGAUGACAGCGACUCAGGCUUGUCUUGUCGAUAAACAAUUUCCCCGACUCUUUUGGAGACUUGCAUUUUCUGGCUUCAUCGUGAACAAUAGCAUCUAUUUGAUUGUCUAUUUUGUGCGAUUUAUUUGGUCUCUUAAACACCAGCAUAUUCUGCGCCCUGAAUUAGACGUUAUACGUCCAUCCCGAACUCUCCGAUCUCGGUCCCCGGUUUCCCGCGACGUCAUUAUCUCCUAUUCGUCGAGUUCACCGCGCCCUCACCACAACAUCACAAAGACUGAAGAUAGGGUGUAUAUCAUGGAUUUAGGGCUCUUCUGCCAAUAACACGUUCUUGAUUUGCCACCAUGGCAACACCUACUUCCACAGCCAUGACGCGCCCUGCUGCGAUGCCGAGUGCGAAGACGUCGCAAGACUCGAAAUAUAAUACGUCACAGCUCCCAGCACGGAUUUUAGCUGACAUUGCAGCUGCUUCGUGUGCAGCAGUAUCGAUAACACCUAUAAUCACCCUCAUUGACCGGUCCAUCAUGGAGACCGCUUCCUCCGUACACCCAACCAUCAUGUCCUCAUUACGCUCCUCGAUACGAUCCAUCACCGCAAACCCUUUCCACACACUUCUCUCACGCCCCUUCGCUCUCGUCUUCAUGCUCUACGGCGGCACCUACCUUACGGCCAACACACUCGACACCGCAUCCUCUGCGAUCUCCAACAAGCCCGCCAGCAGUAUAACCUCGGGUGCUGCCAAAUUCGCAGCGUCAUCUACCGCCAACAUCUCUCUAUGUGUUUACAAGGACCAGGCGUUUGUCAAGCUCUUUGGCCCAACGACUGCCGCGGCACCAAGACCUGUCCCGCUGCCCUGCUAUGCCAUCUUUGCGAUGAGAGACGCGCUGACGAUAUUUGCAUCGUUUAAUGUCCCGCCAUUGCUGGCGCCGUACAUUGAUGCGUCCAGUCUCAAGCUGCCUGUUUCGGGCGUUACGGCGGCCCAGUUUGCUGCACCAGCGUCUGUGCAGCUCAUAUCGACGCCGCUACAUCUGUUUGGGCUCGACUUGUAUAACCGCCCGGGUCUGAGCUUUGGCGAGAGAUGGCAGAUGGUUAAAUCGAAUUGGGCGGUAUGCGCGGCCGCGCGUAUCGGACGAAUCAUUCCUGCGUUUGGCGUGGGCGGCGUGGUGAAUAUGAAGGUUCGCAAGACCUUGAUGACGAAACUGGAAUAGUUUACAGGUUUUGGCGUUUUGCUUCUUCUUACUGUGUUGUUGUAUUUGUACGCAAACAUAUAUUGGCGUUUUAUUGCAUUAAUUAAGGUAUUUUGUUAUUUUAUUAAUUCAUUCAUAUCAAGUUC